CAAAGUCCACCUUGGCAAGGCGCGACAACUUCCACUCUCCUUCACAUCACCACUUCCCCCAAGACGCUGCAAAAAAAAAGAUCAUGACGGAACAACCGGUAUCAGUUCUCUUCGUCUGUCUCGGCAACAUUUGCCGCUCGACAAUGGCAGAAGGCGUGUUUCGCAACUUUGCGCAAAAGCCGCAAUACAAGGGCCUUAUCUCAAAGGUAGAUUCUUGCGGCACAGCGGCCUACCAUGUUGGUGACCCUCCAGAUGACAGGACGAUGGCGACUCUGGAAGACCACGGCAUAACGGAUUAUUACCACGAUGGUCGCAAGGUGUCGCCCUCAGACUUUAACAAAUUCGACUACAUCUUCGCCAUGGAUCGAUCCAACCUUCGAGACCUGCAGAACCUCCAACAACGAGGUCAUACCGAUUCAAAGGCCCAGGUGAUGCUGUUUGGCGAGUUUUCCGGAGGACCGAGAUCAGAGGUAGUAAACGACCCAUACUACGGAGGCGACGAGGGCUUUGCAAAGGCCUACGAGCAGUGCACGCGGUUCUCGACCAACUUCCUGAAGCACGUCUUUCCCGCAAUCGACCCCAAAGCAUGAUCGGAGAACGGGUUUGCUACCGGGAGAGAGAGAGAGAGAGAGAGAGAGAGAGAGAGAG
Messenger RNA from Colletotrichum phormii, 648 nucleotides. Its product is annotated as phosphotyrosine protein phosphatase. The record is from RefSeq and is a predicted model, not a curated record. Gene Ontology annotation, biological process: protein dephosphorylation. The coding region runs from base 84 to 590 and encodes 168 amino acids. The transcript has 3 exons. Gene Ontology annotation, cellular component: cytoplasm. Gene Ontology annotation, molecular function: non-membrane spanning protein tyrosine phosphatase activity; acid phosphatase activity. Lineage: Eukaryota; Fungi; Ascomycota; Sordariomycetes; Glomerellales; Glomerellaceae.